AUGGGAUGGCGGAGGCGCGCGGGCGGCGGCCCCGUCGCCGGCGCGGCCUCGAGGCUCCGCUUCGCGCCGUCCUCCAACAACCUGAUCGUCUCCUCGUGGGAUUCGGGGCUGCGGCUGUACGACGCAGACGCGUGCGAGCUCCGGUUGGAGGCGAAGUCGGAGGCGGCGCUUCUGGACUGCUGCUUCCAGGAUGAGGCCGUGGCGCUCACCGGAGGUUCUGAUGGAUCCGUAACAAGGUAUGACUUGCAUUCAGGGGCUCAGGAUGUAGUUGGAAUGCACGACAAAGUUGUUUCCUGCAUUGAGUUCUCACACAUGGCUGGUCAAGUUGUAACUGCUACCCUUGACAAUAAAUUAAUUUGCUGGGACACACAAACAAGAAAUAUGAGCCCUAGCAGCUCCAUAAUCUUGGAUUCUGAUGUUGCGUCACUUUCAGUCUGUGGCAUGUAUAUAUUAGCGGCAGUUGGGAGAGAAGUUUACAUUUAUGACAUGAGGAACUUGACUGGACCAGUUAAGUCAAAAAAUUCCCCUUUGGAGUAUCAUAUAAGAAGUCUUCAUUCUUCUCAGGAGUGGAAGGGAUAUGCAGCUGGAUCUGUGGAUGGAACUGUUGCAUUGAAGUAUUUUGAUCAUGGAGCCGAUGGUGAUAUGGGAUAUGUUUUCCGGUGUCAUCCAAAAUCUAGAGAUGGAAGAUCCUGUCUGGUUCCCAUAAAUAACAUUGCAAUUCAUCCAUUUGACAAAACUUUUGUUACUGGAGAUAAUGAAGGAUAUGCCAUUGCUUGGGAUGCUCAAUCACGAAAGAAGCUGCAUGAGUUCCCUAUCUACUCAGGCAGUGUGGCAUCAAUAGCGUACAAUCAUAAUGGUCAAGUUUUUGCAGUUGUUUCAAACUGCACUUAUCAAGAAGCAGAUAAAAUGGUAGAGGAACACCAGAUAUUUUUCGAAAUGGUGCAGAACUUCUAAGGUGUCUCUUUUUACAAGGAGCUGCCUACCUUCAUGUUGUACAACUAAUUGAGCUAAACUUAUUCCUUGGUGUUCUUUUAAUUUUGUUAGUUGUGCUAGGUGUAGUUCAGUGUUGUGCUGUUGUAUGGUUAAGCCUUAUUUCUGUGUAGAUAAAUCUACAUGUCUCAUCUUGUGUACGCCAGAGAUUGCUUCUGUGUUCAAUCAAUGCCAGGGUAAAUUUCUACCCAUUGUGUGUAACUGUAAACUACCUCACAGACUGUAUGCUUAAACUGCCUUAUAUCGAAUUGUAACACUUGUAAUCGGACAAGGACUUGGAUGUGCAAAAU
Molecule: messenger RNA, 1280 nt
Organism: Oryza brachyantha (malo sina)
Lineage: Eukaryota; Viridiplantae; Streptophyta; Magnoliopsida; Poales; Poaceae
Product: mitotic checkpoint protein BUB3.3
Exons: 9
Coding region: 1-954 (317 amino acids)
Biological process (GO): mitotic spindle assembly checkpoint signaling
Cellular component (GO): kinetochore; phragmoplast; mitotic checkpoint complex
Molecular function (GO): ubiquitin binding
Source: RefSeq, a predicted model, not a curated record